UCCAGUACCCCCAGAUGGUGGGUGAUGGGCUGGACGAGGUCACCCGUGCGCGCAUGGAGCUGCGUGCAAAGCUCCUGAACAGGGAGAUGACUCGGCUGCUGCAGGAGCUGGAGCAGAGCAGCCUGGAGCGCAGUGUCAGGGCCUGGGGAGCCCUGCUCUGGGCUGCCUUGCAGCAGGGGCAGUUCUGGGCUCUGGCUGGAGUCCUGGGCCUCCUCUUGUGGCUGUGGUUUAUCCGCAGCAGAAGGAGCCGCCAGCCAGGCAACAAUGGCGAGGAGGAGGAGGAAGGAGAUGGCGAUGGUGGUGGAAAUGAAGGGGAAGAAAACAUAGAAGAAGAAGAGGAUGUUAUUGCCCACAACCUGAGACGGCAUUUAGAGGAGUACAGAGUGCAGCUGAUGAAAGGUUGCGCUAUUACAAAAGUCCUGGUGGACAGCUUCACCAUGUUCUUUGCAGACCUCUUGUCAGGCUUUUCAUACCCAGUGCCGCAACGAGCCAUCGGGGUGGGCAGUGCCUUUGAAGGUUGGAGUCCCCGGGAGGAGGAUGUUGUGUACUUUUUCCUUGUACCUCUCAGUCCUCCCCUGGGGUACACCUUCCAUCUGGAGAUGGUCACUUUGGGGCACUUGCCAGGGAGGAACUUCUGCGUCCGCGUGGAGCCGGUGUGCACCUGCCCGAGGGAGCAGCAGGACGAGAACGUGCUGUGCUCCGUCCACCACCCAGAGGAGGAGCAGAGGAGAAAUGAGGAGCCCACCUUCCUGAACACCCUCUGCACCGGCUCCUACCUCGAUGUGGAUAAAACUGCCCGCUGGUUCUACCAGUUGGUGAGAGCGAGCUGGCCGGCUUUGCCUCAGUCACACAGUUGGCAAUUAGUGCUGCUGCCCCCCAGCCGCUGCUGCAAAUUCAAGGUGACUAGAGACGGAGAGAGCCUGACGGUUGAGCUGCUCUUUGGGGUGCAAGAAGGUAAUUCAGACAUCUACGUGAGCAGCCAGCCUACAGAGGCCCUCUUCACCCCAAGCACAAUGUGGCCUGAGACCUACGCCGUGGCAGAGAUGGAGUUCUUAAAGCUCAUUACCGAGCAGGCUCCACCUCACAGCUGCCACCUCAAAUGCCUGCAUGUCUUGGCUCGAGCUCUUCUGGGCAUAGGCUUCUCCACCUAUACGAUGAAGACCAUUGUGAUGCACCUCCUGAACACCGGACCUCUGUCAGGCUGGCGCAUGACACUUUUCCGGCGGCGGCUGGAGGAUGCCAUGCAGUACCUGCACAGCUCCCUCAAAGAGAAACGCCUUGACCACUUUGUUGUGGGCAACCGGACAUUUCCUCAGGAGAUUCUCUUGCCCCCGGAUGUCAAAACCGCCCAGCCACCCAACCUCUUCCAUCGCCUGGCGCAGGAUCCGGCCGCCCACGCGCAGGCAAUGGACGAGUGCGAUGAACUGCGACAUCGGCUCUCAACAAUGCUGCGAGACGGCCGUUGAAAGAAGUCUUCCUGCACACAGCUGUGCUUGGGGGACUCACA
Neopelma chrysocephalum (saffron-crested tyrant-manakin) is the source of this 1507-nucleotide messenger RNA. Its product is annotated as inositol 1,4,5-trisphosphate receptor-interacting protein-like 1. Lineage: Eukaryota; Metazoa; Chordata; Aves; Passeriformes; Pipridae. The coding region runs from base 15 to 1466 and encodes 483 amino acids. The transcript is spliced from 2 exons. Gene Ontology annotation, cellular component: membrane. The record is from RefSeq and is a predicted model, not a curated record.